ACAUCAAAACGCUACAACGACAAUUAGAUAAACGUAGCUUUCAUCGGUGGCUUAGAAGUAAUUCACGUUUCCGUUUUACAUUUUGUUAAUGUGUGCUUUUGCCAAAGUAAGUUAUACAGAUCAGUGUGGCCAAAGGCUGUCGCAAAUAUGUCCACUGUGACAUAGCUAAAGCUAACUAGCCUAUGCUCCGUAUUUUUUACAUUGCAUAGAUAAGGGUUAUAUUUAACAAAAUAACACCGAUUAUUUAAAGGAAUUAAACAUAUGUCCGGAAUAGCUGUCUGAUCCAUGUUAUUGUUUGGUUUAUAAUAUUUGGAUUUGAAGUCUAUCAAAAAUGUCGGCGCAGAAAGACUGUGAGUUUUUAGUGAGCAGAGCUCGGGAGCUGGUCUCUGAUGACCCAUGUGCGGCCAUAGCCUGGCUCAUCACAGGCAGGACCCUGUACCCUGCAGACUUUAACAUACAGUAUGAAAUGUACAUCAUUGAAAGAAAUGCAGAGAGGACAGAUUCAGCUGGGAGACUCCUGUAUGACAUGUUCCUAAAAUUUCCAGAUCAACCAACUGUUUGGCGUGAAAUCAGUGUCAUUACAGCUGCCCUGCGUAGUGACACUCAGGACAAGCAUGCACAGUUUCUACGAGGACUUUUUGAGACACUUACUGGACGUGUGCAGCGUGAAAUGCUGUUGAAAGCCACUGAGCAGUGUUUCAACACUUUGGAGAAGGCAGAAAUGUUGCUGCUUCUUCUAAAGCGUUUCCCAGAGUCUGUGGUUCAACAUGGGGUCAAUUUAGGAGAGACAUUGUUGGAUGCAGAGGUGUCAGAGAAUGUGGAAUCUCCUGUCAACUGCUUUAGAAAACUUUUUGUGUGUGAUGUCCUUCCUCUGGUCAUCAACAACAUGGACAUGCGUUUGCCGACCAGCCUGAUGCAGAAGUACAUGCUGAAAGCAGCUGAAUUCUACAUUGGUUAUGUUACCCGUGGACCUUCACCUGAUGUACAGAUUCAAGGCUCCCAGGAACCUGGGUCUAUAAAAUCACCCAGUAUGUCCCGUGGUUCCCAGCGAUAUGUAAUUGACGGCCUGUCAGAAAAGUCUUCGGUAGUAGCAGAGCCUUGGGAGAAACUUUUGGACAUUCUCACUGUGGUCGGAGCGCGAUGCGAGUGGCAGGGAGACAAAGGACAGAGGUGUUAUGUUGACAUGUUGCUCAGGGUGAGGGAGUUAUGUCGCUACCUGCCAGGCCUGGAGGGAGAAACACGUGCCCGCUGCUGCAGUCAAGUGGUCAUCUGUGCUGCGCUGGUGCUCUUCCGCAGUGCCUUUCUCUAUGUCUCAGCUAUACAGCCUACACUGUUCCAGGGUGUAAACGUGCUGAGCUCAGGGCCGUGGAUCCUCGUAGAGGAUUUAAGCUCAGUGUAUAAUGACAUCGAGGUGGAGAGGGCAUCAGUGAAACAUGCUCAUAAGAAACGCAAACUGGCUGAUGGGAGAGAUAAGACUAUGAGCUCAGAUGAUGAGGAAGGGCUGGGGAAAGGUCGACAGAUUUUAGUAAACAAGACUGACAUGCUCAGUUGGGCAGAGACGCUUGACAGUUUUCGCACAGCGAGGGAGAGCUGGGACCUCCUCCACUCCCAUGAUGCCCUAGAAAAUGAGUUUAAGAAGAUCUGUGCCUCGUGGAAGACAGACUCCUGGCUGUGGUUUAGAAUAUUCAUCACUGACAUGAUCAUAUACCAGGGCCAGUACCGUAAGGCUCUCUCCAGCCUGCACCAGAUGGCCUCAGUGCAGCCUCAGCCUGGACAGCAGAGCCCCUCAGGACAGGCCAGUCUGGAGCACCACAGGGCCCUGAUACAGCAGGCGUCCUGUCACUACGCUCUGGGAGAAUACAGGAUGGCCUGUGAGAAGCUUCUUGAUGUCGUCAGUGGUUUGGUUCCCCCAAACUACGAACCCUCGAAAGUGGCAGAGGAUCAGGGUAGAAUCAAGGGCAAAAUAAGAAAAAACAAUGACCUGAGGCUGCUUCCGUGCACUAGCAAAGCUGUGUUGCCUUUUUGUCUCCAGCUCAUGUUAGCCUGCUUUAAGCUGCGUGCUUUCACUGACAGCCGUGACGACCUCUCUCUGGGUCAUGUGGUGGUGCUGCUGCAGUACGAUUGGCCGCAUGGCGAGACACUGUUUUUAAAAGCAGUCGAGAAAAUCUGUCAGCAGGGCAGUUUCCAGUAUGAGAAUUUCUUCAACUAUGUCACCAAUAUUGACAUGCUGGAGGAGUUUGCCUACCUGCGUACUCCAGAAGGUGGCAGGAUUCAGCUGGAGUUGCUGCCCAAUCAGGGAAUGCUGAUCAAGAACGCUAAUCCUGCCCUGGGGGUGGAGUUAAACACCCUACUACUACAAGGGGUGCAGUCGAUGGACAGACACCACACAGUGACUCGUGGAAUCACCAAAGGGGUGAAAGAGGAUUUCCGUCUAGCCAUGGAGAGGCAGGUGUCACGAUGUGGAGAGAAUCUACUGAGCGUGCUUCACCGUUUCUGCAUCAACGAGAAAAUCAUCAUCAUCCAGUCUCUUCCGUGACACCUGGUUUGUAACUGUUGAACCAGUCAGUUCUUCAUAUUCCAGACAGUUUCAACACAGCUGGACUGAUAUUAAUGAGCUGUCCAUCAUACUGUCUUUAGAUAAAGAGUGAAUUCUCUCAGUUGUUUACAGUGAUUGUGCAUUACUCCUUUUUUUACUCAUGUUACGUGAACUAAACCACACUGGGUUUGUGGUUUUACGAUAUGUUGAUAAUCAGGGGAAAAAAACAACAACGUUCUUUUCAUAUGUUUUGCUAAAGGUUGUUUCUCUUGCAUAACUAAUUGUCCUGUUAGUUCAUCUGAAUGUUGUAAUUAAAUAUUUUUUAAUGUAA
Messenger RNA from Cynoglossus semilaevis (tongue sole), 2867 nucleotides. It is a transcript of the gene ints10, whose product is annotated as integrator complex subunit 10. Gene Ontology annotation, biological process: snRNA processing. Gene Ontology annotation, cellular component: integrator complex. The coding region runs from base 332 to 2536 and encodes 734 amino acids. The record is from RefSeq and is a predicted model, not a curated record. Lineage: Eukaryota; Metazoa; Chordata; Actinopteri; Pleuronectiformes; Cynoglossidae. The transcript has 18 exons.